CAGCCUUAUCUUAUCAAAUUUUCAGGGUCUCGCCUCGGCCGAUGGUAUCAUGUAAAUUAAAAACGUCAUUAAAUAAAACUUAGUAACUCCGUAACCACCAUUCCUUCCGUUCCAACGUAGUGAUAAACCGACAAAAUGAGGAUCGCAUCGAAAGUUUAUACGAUCAUCGUAAGCAUAGCGGACAAAUUUGUACCAAAGUCUAUGCGCCCUAUGUGGGAGCAUCCAGCUGGUCCUAAAACUAUAUUUUUCUGGGCGCCCGCUUUUAAAUGGGGUUUGGUGAUAGCUGGGUUGGGUGACCUGAAUCGACCCGCCGAAAAGUUGUCUUACACCCAGUCCGCGUCCCUUGCGGCGACCGGCAUGAUAUGGUCCCGAUACUCCCUCGUUAUCAUACCUAAAAACUACAGUCUGUUUCUUGUCAAUGUGUUCGUCGCUGGAACCAGUCUUUACCAAUUAAGCAGACGUUACAGAUAUGAGCGAAGCUUAGCGGCCAAAAUGACCCCUAAACUGCCCUGAAGUUUAUUGCCGUUAUACCGUUCUUCCAGUUGAUGGUUGCAAGUGUUACUCAAAGUCCGGGCCUCGAGAUCACCUGCAGCCAUCAAUAAUAAAUCCCUGACAAUUACAUAAGUAGUUACGAAAUCUUCUAGAAGUCUAAUAAAUAGAUCUUGCCCUAACUCUCUGAUAGGACAAUAUUUUAAACGUUGUCAAAGUAGAAUAUAUUUUUUGUUAUUUUACACUAUCAUGGGUAUUAAAUUAUUGUUAUUUAAUUUAUUUAGAAGACAUUACGUAGGAUGAAUAUAUUUUGGGGAUGGUAGAAAAUAAUUUUAAAAUAGGUAAAUUAUGGUAAUUAUAAUACAAAAUGGAAUUACCUAUUUCAAACGGAAAUGUUUCGUUUCCCUACCAUUUCAAUGCUAUGCCUGAAAAGUAAGAAAAAAAAAUGAAAAAGAUCGUUAAAUUUGAAGAUGUUACCAUCUGAAAAAAUAAAUGUUCAGCGACAAUCACAAAAUAUGCCUGCCAGGACUUACUUUUCCGUAAAGAGCCGUCAUGCAUAGCAUUUUUUAAACAACCAAAAGUUGUUAUCGAAAGUGUUGGUGAAUAUUUUGUAACUGCACUAUUUUUACAUAGCGUUAUUUUUUCCUAUGGUAAAAUUUUCUUAAUUAACGAGCAUUUUCGAUUUUUCUGGCUCUAUGUUUGUAGCUUAGAUAGCCCUCGAUGGCCAAACCUAGGUUGUUUUAAAAAAGCUGAAAUUUAUUCGAUUCUUGCCUCUAAGGGUGGUCCAAGAAGGACUAGCGACCUGAGAGUUUGUGUUGUGGUUAAUUGGGCAGGUGAUAUUUACGAAAAUAGUAACUUUAAUACAUUCAAGUAUAAAGCUCAAUUUCAUAUAAAUGUUACUUGGGGAUCUAUAAUAAAUGUCACAAUAGCCGGACAGAUUUAACGGCUUUUACAAGGCGCGUAUUAGACCUAGUUUUAAAUACACACAUUGCUCCUAGCUGGAUAAUACUACGCACUCUUUUCCUUCCUAAACUUUUCAUCAAACGUUUAAAGACGUCAUUGAACCAAUAAAGUUUAGGGUUGUCUGUAAUAAGUUUUCGGCAAUGGACGACGUGCUAUGUCAAAAAAUCCCGAAGAAAAUAUAAAAAUGUGAGCUUUAUACUUUAAAGUGUUUAAGGUACUGUUUUAUGCACCUUUACUACCUGUAUAUGGUCGCAGUUAAACUUGAUAGUCGCUGGUCGUUCUUACCUAUGUUGGGGGCAUGAACAGAGAAACUUUCAGCUUUUAUAAAAUAACGGAAGUCUGGCCAUCGUGGGCUCUUACUCUGUAAACGUAAAGAGCCAGAAAAGAAAUACUCGUAAAUUUUGAUGAUUUUACCAUAACAAAAUAUAUCGCUAUUGAGAAACAAUGCAGUCACAAAUUGUGAAGGAAGACUUUCAAGAAAGAAUUGUUAUGUAUUUUUAAUUAUCAUCCCUUCAGUCUGUUGUUAUUACUGUGUCAUAUUUUGUGGUUGUAUUGUAUUUUCCGCUAAGUUAGUUCAACAACCAAGGCGAAAAUAAAACAUUCGACAAGUUAGUAACUUCCAUUUUGUAUCGCAAUGAUAAUUCAUUUCGAAUUUGAUAGACACUCCGAAGUCUGUGCUCUCAAAUAAGCCUCGAGUUGUCUAUUUAAUAUAUUUUUUUUAUAAAAAAGUCACAUGAUUUAUAAUUGCGACAAAAUAAAAUUAAAAUGUUUAAGUAGAAUUUUAAAUAAGUAGAAUCGCUUGGUGGUUUGGAUAUAAAAUUACUCAACUGUGAUAUACUUAACGUUAAGUGUUAAGAUAAACCGUUAAAAAUCACAACGUGUAUGUUACAUUGCUCUAUUAAACUGAUAUUUUGUCAAUAAACAGGUUGUCUAUUUUUGUAAUACCUUUUUGAAUGGAAAUAUACAUUUUUGUAUUUCAUACCAA
Messenger RNA from Trichoplusia ni (cabbage looper), 2437 nucleotides. RefSeq names its product mitochondrial pyruvate carrier 2-like. Lineage: Eukaryota; Metazoa; Arthropoda; Insecta; Lepidoptera; Noctuidae. Gene Ontology annotation, molecular function: pyruvate transmembrane transporter activity. The record is from RefSeq and is a predicted model, not a curated record. Gene Ontology annotation, biological process: pyruvate import into mitochondria. The transcript has 3 exons. Bases 136 to 513 code for a protein of 125 amino acids. Gene Ontology annotation, cellular component: mitochondrial inner membrane.